Molecule: messenger RNA, 105 nt
Organism: Peronospora matthiolae
Lineage: Eukaryota; Oomycota; Peronosporomycetes; Peronosporales; Peronosporaceae
Source: the annotation of a GenBank genome assembly
AUGGACGCCAAGAUGGCCUCCAACGGAUCCGCCAUUGAUAGCGUCGGUUGUCUACUGACGGGGGCACUAAAAGUGAGUGGCAAAGAGCGGGGAGGGGUGCCUUAG